AUGGAUGCAUGGGCUCGUAAUGCAAGUUCGUCGACAAAAGAAUUAUAUGCCGAUGUCGUAUUGCAAUUUCGGAAAAUAUGUGAAAAAUAUUCCGAUUUAUUGAAAUACAUUAAAAGCACCAUUCUUGACAAAGUGAAGGAGAAAUUUGUUUGUGCGUGGACUGAUAAGGUCCGACACCUUGGGAAUACAACCACCAAUAGAGUUGAGUCGGCACAUGCUACUUUGAAAAAUUGGUUGUGUGAUAGCAAGGGUGAUUUGUGUAAAGCAUGGGACACCAUAAAUCACAUGAUUUCGAACCAACACAACGAAAUACAAACUUCGUUCGGUCGGAGCAUUACGGUUUUGGAGCAUCGAUUUAAGAACAACAUCCUUUAUUCUCAAUUGAUCGGCAAUGUGUCUCGGGCCGGAUUGAAUUAUAUCUUUCACGAGGCGAAUCGAGGUGAAACAAUUGGUGGAGAUACCGCAAAGUGUGGUUGCACUAUUACUAUCACGUAUGGUCUCCCGUGUGCUUGUGCUAUUGCUAAAAAAGUGAGAUUAGGUGAGCCAAUAACAAUGAAUGAAAUCACUCCUCAUUGGAAGAGACUUAGUUUUGAUGAUGAUGGUUGUGUCGAAGAAGAUUUGAAUAUCUCUAUUAUUUCCGAAUUGGAGGCGAUACAAGAGAGGUUUUCGAAGGUCGAUGACAACAUGAAAUUAUACAUCAAAGAAUAA
Molecule: messenger RNA, 708 nt
Organism: Vicia villosa (hairy vetch)
Lineage: Eukaryota; Viridiplantae; Streptophyta; Magnoliopsida; Fabales; Fabaceae
Exons: 1
Coding region: 1-708 (235 amino acids)
Source: RefSeq, a predicted model, not a curated record